GAGAGGAUUUACUCCGGCGGAGCUGCUCAGUGUGUCACAGCCCAGCGAGGGAGAAGGGCAGGGGGAACAGAGGACGGGACCGGCUGCGGAGCCUGGCACAAGGGUUAAAAAUGACUCUCAACAAUGUUACCAUGCGUCGCACCCACAACAGCAGCCUGCACCAGCAGCAGCAGCGAUGGAGUAUCCCUGCUGAUGGAAAGAACCUGCUGGUCCAGAAAGACUCCAACGAGUACAACCCACAGAAACGAUACACCAUCAGUCCUGAUGAAUAUUACAGAAGGAGCUGGUCCUCGGAGUCAUCCGACUCCGUCAUCUCCUCCGAGUCUGGCAGCAACUGCUACCGGGUGGUGCUGAUCGGGGAGCACGGCGUGGGGAAGUCCUCCCUUGCCAACAUCUUUGCAGGGGUGCACGACAGCAUUGACAGUGACUGUGAGGUGCUGGGAGAAGACACGUAUGAAAGAACUCUGAUGGUGGAUGGGGAAAGUGCGACUGUUAUACUGCUCGACAUGUGGGAUAAUAAGCGGGAGGGAGAAUGGAUUCGAGACCACUGCAUGCAAGUGGGAGACGCCUACUUGAUCGUCUACUCCAUCACAGACCGAGCAAGCUUUGAGAAGGCCUCUGAACUCCGAAUACAGCUCCGCAGGGCGCGCCAGAAAGAAGAUAUCCCCAUUAUUUUGGUUGGCAACAAAAGUGACCUUGUCAGGUGCCGUGAAGUUUCAGUGGCAGAGGGGCGAGCCUGCGCCGUGGUGUUUGACUGCAAGUUCAUCGAGACCUCAGCAGCUGUGCAGCACAACGUGAAAGAGCUCUUCGAGGGCAUCGUGCGGCAAGUCCGGCUCCGCAGGGACAGCAAGGAAAAGAAUGAGAAGCGACUGGCGCUACAGAAACGGAGAGAGAGCAUCCCCAAGAAAGCCAGGCGGUUUUGGGGCAAAAUAGUUGCAAAGAACAACAAGAACAUGGCCUUCAAACUCAAGUCCAAGUCUUGCCAUGACCUAUCAGUACUUUAAGAACACUGGACUCUGCCAGAGCUUGCGGCAUUUUGCGGACAUUAUCUAACUUUGUCAUAGGACAAUCAAUCAAUCUAUAUUAGAUUGGGCUAUCAGUGACUUAGGUUCACAGUUGUGAUUGUGAUGAUAUGUGCUGGCAUAAGAACAGCACAGUGCAUGGAAAUAGCUCUUCCUUUUUUUUUUUUUUUUUUUUUUUUCUUUUUUUGCUCGUAGUUUUAAAAGAAAGGUAAAGACCAGAAUAACCCAAAAUUGUGCUGGGAACUGUUCUGGAGAACACCUGUUCUUUCUCCUCUCACCUUUGGAUAAUAGUGUAAGAACCUCAAAUGCCAUAACUUGGGAAGUGAAUACUACUGUCUUUACUCUUUCUCCUUGUUAUUAAUAUUUCUUUUUUAAAACUGUGUAAAGAAUUGAGGAACUGACUGGAGAUUGGUCCCUUGUCAGUUGACUGGUCAGGCUUGAGCACCCACAGCUGAGAAAAAAAGCAUUUUUGUAGAAUAACCACAAAGACACCUGUUUGGUAUUUUUUCUUUAUUUCGAGGAUUAGUUUCAGUGAGUUUACACAUCUCUUACUUUGAAAAUAUUUAAAGCAAAAAUCCUACAGUCAAAUUUUCCUCUCUUGUUUUCAUAUUAUGGGACUGUUUAAAAAUCAUAGUAAAAUUAAAAUUAAAGUGCAAGUUGUAUCAAAGUGCAUCAAGUGCAGGAUGCCAAACCUUUAAAAAUCACCUGAGCUUUUUUAUGCCACCACAUGGACUUCUUGUAUCCAUCCUUGGCCUUUCUCUGUGCCAGAGCUAUGCUGUAUUUAUUGUUGUGCAAAAUAACAAGCAUUUUAAUGUCGAGGGGAAAUGUAUUUAUUACCAAUUUUCUUAAGAUAAUAAUGUUAAUUUUAUUACUGUUUUCUAUCUAAUAUCUUUUUUCAGAUAUGCAAGUUUUUACUUACAUGCCUUGUAAUAAAAUAAAUAAAAUAUGUGACUGCC
Onychostruthus taczanowskii (white-rumped snowfinch) is the source of this 1978-nucleotide messenger RNA. It is a transcript of the gene GEM, whose product is annotated as GTP binding protein overexpressed in skeletal muscle. Gene Ontology annotation, cellular component: plasma membrane. Gene Ontology annotation, biological process: negative regulation of high voltage-gated calcium channel activity. Bases 111 to 1004 code for a protein of 297 amino acids. The record is from RefSeq and is a predicted model, not a curated record. The transcript is spliced from 5 exons. Gene Ontology annotation, molecular function: calcium channel regulator activity; GTPase activity; GTP binding. NCBI's taxonomy places the organism in Eukaryota, Metazoa, Chordata, Aves, Passeriformes, Passeridae.